Rhagoletis zephyria (snowberry fruit fly) is the source of this 477-nucleotide messenger RNA. Lineage: Eukaryota; Metazoa; Arthropoda; Insecta; Diptera; Tephritidae. The record is from RefSeq and is a predicted model, not a curated record.
AUGGAAGACCAUGAUGACCACGAGUACGCCACCGCCAGCGCCGGUGCAUCUAAAACCUUUCCCCUGCAGUGCUCGGCUCUCCGCAAAAACGGCUUCGUCAUGAUCAAGGGCCGCCCGUGCAAAGUUAUGGAAAUGAGCACUUCCAAAACUGGCAAGCAUGGUCACGCCAAAGUGCACUUGGUGGGUCUUGACAUCUUCACCAACAAGAAGUACGAAGAUAUCUGUCCUUCUACUCACAACAUUGAUGUUCCAAACGUCAGCCGCAAUGACUUUCAGCUCAUCGAUGUCACUGAUGAUGGAUUCGUCUCGCUCAUGAACGACAAGGGCGACACCCGUGACGAUCUUCGCCUGCCUGAGGGCGAGCUGGGCCAGAAGAUUCGCGAGGAGUUUCACAAGGACGACAACACUGUCAUUGUUACUGUGCUAGCUGCCGUCGACGAGGAAGCUAUUAUCGCAUCUAAGAACGCCACCAACUGA